Molecule: messenger RNA, 1576 nt
Organism: Stereum hirsutum FP-91666 SS1
Lineage: Eukaryota; Fungi; Basidiomycota; Agaricomycetes; Russulales; Stereaceae
Exons: 5
Coding region: 55-1458 (467 amino acids)
Biological process (GO): intracellular copper ion homeostasis; intracellular iron ion homeostasis; positive regulation of transcription by RNA polymerase II
Cellular component (GO): nucleus
Molecular function (GO): RNA polymerase II cis-regulatory region sequence-specific DNA binding; copper ion binding; DNA-binding transcription factor activity, RNA polymerase II-specific
Source: RefSeq, a predicted model, not a curated record
CUUUCUAUGCUUUGUUGCUAUUUGUGACGUGCAUAGCAAUAGCGUAAACCCAUAAUGGUAUUUAUCAACAAUCAGAAGUUUGCUUGCGAAUCCUGUAUCAAAGGCCACCGUUCCUCAUCAUGCUCCCAUACCGACCGCCCAUUGUACGAAAUCAAGAAGAAAGGCCGCCCUGUAUCCCAAUGCGAACGCUGCCGCGAGCUACGCAGUACGAAGCGUGUACAUUCGAAGUGUACCUGCUCAGAUUCACGAGCAUCGAACAGCCACGAGACUGAGAAGGCAUUUGGGACGAAACAGAAGAGAUACAUCCCAAUCGUUCCUGCGUUACCCAAUGGCCUUAAAGACGCGAUAGGAGAGCGAUCAUCGGAUACCCCCGUCCAACUGUCCAAUCCACGACAACAAGUCGAAUCCUUGCUGAACCCCUGCCGGUGUGGUGACGUGUGGAAUUGUCAAUGCAGAACGUACCCCGAGAGCUCUGCUACCGGUGAGAACACGUUUAGACCUGCCGGAAAUGGAUUGGCCACACUAGCUCGAGCAGCUGCCCUAUGUUGUGGCGAGACGUCGCUGUCCCAGCCCGAGACGAAUCGGUCCCCGUCUGCUCAGAACGCCCGAUUCAGCCUCACUCCUCCAUUGUCACACCCUAUGCGCAAGCAUCGUCGCUCCCCCACUCCUCCACGUAUCUCCAAUUCGUCAUACCCCAAACGUGCAAGGUCAUACCAGUCACCGGAAACAGAGUUCGCGCUCCCACCAUUACAAUUUACGUCUCAAGAGAAGUCCAUCGUACCCACUCCUUUCUCGAUGCCACCGUUAUCGCCACAUGAUCAUCUACAUGUUCCCGAACAUCCCAAUUUCCCUACGUCAAUGCCACCAUUCAGCACACUCAAUCGACUCGCGGGCACAGGAUGCACAUGCGGUCUUCAAUGUGCGUGCCCUGACUGUGCCGAACACCGCACAGACGGCCCCGGAGAAGACGAUACUCAGUCCGCGGAGCUCGACUUCGAACUCGGAUUCAGCGAAGGUCAAAGCACUCUACGUGUGGCAUCAUCCGGUCAUGCCAAGAAGGAUUGCGGAGAAGGAUGUACAUCCUGCGUUGAUGAGAAUCUUCGUGAGGUUGAUCUCUCCGGAGUCGGCGGAGCUCGUAGCUCACAUUCGUGGCACGGUCCCGCCACGGGCACAUUUGGCGGGCAUUCGGCACUUGAGAGCUUCUUUGCCCACGCAGCUCGUAUUCCACCCCCUGGAGGACCCGUGGCCUUACCGAAGUUGUGCUGUGGCGGUUCAUGCGGCUGUGGGAAGUCCUGCGGGUGCGGAGGAGAAUGCAAUGGUUGUUGCAAGGAUCGCAGCGCCAGUCCGGGGAGUUCUGGUGGGAAUAGGGACGAAGUGGGUGAUAAGAUCUCGUCGUGUGUGCCUUCUGCUAGUGCAAUGGGUGUCGGCGCUAGAGUGAAGAAGUCGUGUUGCUCUUAGCUAAUGUAGUCACAUGUCUGUAUCUUUUCUGGUUCACUUUUGGUUUACUUACUUUUGGGAAUCGAACACUUCUACUGGUUAUUAUUUGUAAAUUGCAGUCUCGGCGCCUUCAAAUGCC